Molecule: messenger RNA, 1689 nt
Organism: Ostrea edulis (European flat oyster)
Lineage: Eukaryota; Metazoa; Mollusca; Bivalvia; Ostreida; Ostreidae
Product: IST1 homolog
Exons: 3
Coding region: 167-1282 (371 amino acids)
Biological process (GO): protein transport
Source: RefSeq, a predicted model, not a curated record
UUUGUUGUUCUUCUAACUGCGGUCUAUGCGGAAGUAGCAAGAGAAAAAAUGACGUCACGUAUCUAAACAAGAAAGUAGUCAAAGUCUUAUGACGAUUUGUGAAUUGUGACAUUUACAAAUUUCAAUCAUUUCAUGUUCAAAGAAGACUGACAUCAAGUAAUCAAGAAUGUUCAACUCGGGACCUAACUACGCGAAGUUGAAAACAAAUCUGAGACUCAUUAUAAAUCGUUUAAAAUUGUUGGAAAAGAAGAAAACGGAGUUAGCCUCCAAAGCAAGAAAAGAUAUAGCAGACUACAUAUCUGCUGGUAAGGAUGACAGGGCGCGGAUUCGGGUGGAACAUAUUGUUCGGGAGGACUAUCUGGUGGAGGCCAUGGAACUUCUAGAAAUGUUCUGUGAUCUGCUGCUGGCUAGAUUCGGUUUAAUUCAAACCCAAAAGGAGUUGGAUCCUGGACUAGAGGAAGCUAUUGCAAGCAUCAUAUGGGCAACUCCGAGACUGCAAGCUGAUGUUGGGGAACUGAAAUUGGUAACCGACCAACUAACAAACAAAUAUGGAAAAGAGUUUGGCCAGGCAUGUAGGACAAAUGAAUUGAACAAUGUCAAUGAGAAGGUCAUGCACAAACUUGGGGUACAAGCCCCACCCAAAAUCUUGGUGGAACGAUAUAUGAUAGAAAUAGCAAAGACUUACAAUGUGCCAUUCGAGCCUGAUCUUUCUGUGAUGAGUCAGGACGAAAUAUUUGCAGCAGAAAAUCUGCUGAUUGAUCUGGGAGAGAAGAAGGGUGGAGGGAGUAAUGGAAGUGGGGGGCCUAGUGGAGGGAUGGGAGUGUUGCAACCACAAAUGGGUGGUGGUGCUUCAGCCUCAGCACCUGCCUACCCUCCCCCAUCUCAACAACCGUAUCCGCCCCCUCAACAACAGUAUCCACCCCCUCAACAAUUAUACCAACCACCACAGGAUAAUAAGAUGCCACCUCCAUUACCACAGGCACCCCCAUCAGGAGGGAUAGGAGCAGGGGGAUUUGUUGACCCUGCUCAUUCGGGACCCCCACCCCCGCCUGGUCAGCAGUCAUUUAAUGAUUGGCUGGGAGAGGACCCAAAGAAGCAGGCACAUAAUCAGCCUCCUCCUCCAGCAGGAUUUAACCCCAAUGCUUUCCCUGACCUCCCCGCAGUUCCCAAUAACACCCUCCCUGAUCCAGGGAAUUCUGUUGGUGGCAGUUCAGCUGGUGGAGAGGAUGUGGACUUUGAUGAUUUGACCAGAAGAUUCGAACAAUUAAAGAAGAGAAAGUGAUCAAGGAUUUGAGAAUGUGUUUCAGUCAUAUUUUGUGGAAUUCAUCACCUUGCAUGAAUUAAUGAACAGUAGUUACUGUGAUUGGUCAUUAUUCUUGUGGCUUGGUAUAUAUAUAUUGUGGAUAUGCUGAAAACAAGCUGAUACAUGAUGAAAGUACAUGUACAAGGCAUUUUAUAAAUAUCUUAUCAAUCAUUUCAAGAAUGAAAACGGUUCUUGUUCUCAGUUAAUCUAGCUUUUAUCAAUAAAGGUGUUAAUAUACAAUCUUAGAAACCCAUUUAUACAUACUGUGAUUUCUCAAUGUUUUUAUGUGAUUUUCUCACUUCAAUGUACGAUGAAUAUCAAACUAUUGUGCAUGAAACUGUAAAAUGUUGUAGGACGUUUCAUAAUAAAAUUAACUGAUAUUCAUA